AUUAAUAAUAAAUAUAUUUUUGGAAAAUAAUCAAAGCACUUAUUUAAGACAGAAAAUGGUUCCAAUAGUUAAGAAAGUAAGCAGUUACUACAACUCCUAUGCGUUGGCCGUACUCACAAUUGGCUAUGUACUCGGCGAAUUGGGUCAUUAUCUCAUCGGUGUUACUUCCAAACAGACCGCCAUUGAAUUGGAUUAUGGCGAUAAGGCUUGUCAGCAGAAUAAUACCAUGUUCACACGUCACGAUCUACCACAGCAAUGUGCGGCAGUCAUGGAAGAAGAAAGUUGUGUUGCUUUAUCACUGAAUGACACCGCAUACUGCGAAUGGAACUACAAUGGUUUGGGUAUUGAUUAUCAAAUACUUGCUGGUCCCACCUUCAUAUUGGUCUUUACAAUUGCUGGUGUCUUUAUGGGUUUCGCCGCAGAUAAAUACAAUCGUGUCAAAAUGUUGACAGUUUGUACUUUAAUCUUUGCGGUCGCUAUAAUAUUGCAAGGCACUGUGAGUGCCUACUGGCAGCUGUUGCUGUUGCGUAUGGUCAUGGCAUUAGGUGAAUCGGGCUGCAAUCCGUUAGCCACCGGCAUCAUGUCCGAUAUUUUCCCCGAAAAUAAGCGCGCACUUGUUAUGGCCAUUUUCAACUGGGGCAUCUAUGGUGGUUAUGGUAUUGCUUUCCCUGUGGGCCGUUAUAUUACCAAAUCGAAUUUCUUCAAUCUCGGCUGGCGUAUGUGUUACCUGGGUACUGGCGUGUUGGCCGUAUUUGUAGCCGCGAUCACCGGCACCACCCUUAAGGAACCGGAGCGAAAAGCUAUUGGCGAAGCCGAUCGCACUAGUGAUGGCAAAAAGAUUGGUUUGUGGAAAGUGAUCAUCAAUCCUGCUAUGAUUAUGUUGAUGAUUGCCGCUUCCAUUCGUCACUCUGGUGGCAUGACCUUUGCCUAUAAUGCUGAUCUCUACUACAAUGCUUACUUCCCUGAUGUGGAUCUUGGCUGGUGGUUGUUCGCCGUUACCAUUGGUAUUGGUAGUGUCGGUGUGGUUGUUGGUGGCGUUGUCUCCGAUAAAAUUGUCGCUAAAAUGGGUAUACGUUCACGUGCUUUAGUAUUGGCCGUUAGUCAGCUGAUCGCUACAUUACCCGCAUUCGGCUCGGUGUACUAUGAUCCGCUAUGGGCUAUGAUUACUUUGGGUUGCAGUUACUUCUUCGCUGAAAUGUGGUUCGGUAUCGUGUUUGCGAUUGUUGUGGAAAUUGUGCCAUUGCAAGUGCGUUCCUCAACCAUUGGCGUGUUCUUAUUCGUAAUGAACAAUGUUGGUGGUAAUUUGCCCAUCCUGUUGGACCCAGUUGCUAAGAUGAUCGGUUUCCGUGAGGCGUUCAUGAUCUUUUAUGCAGGCUUCUAUGGCAUAAGUUCAGUGCUUUUCUUCAUCACCUGUUUCUUAUUGGAAGGCAAACCAAAGGACGUAGAUUCUACCACAACAGCUACCGAACAAAAAAUCGAUGGUCUGGAGGCACACACACGUCAAAUGCGCGGUCAUGACAAUUCUGUGUUCUCAGUGGACGAAGUGCUGCCGCAUAAUGGACGUCCCGCGGUGAUUCCACAGCAUCUGCAGUUGUCGAACAAUGGUCAUGACAAAUAUACGCCCGCCACACGCGAGAGCAGCAGACUGUAA
Bactrocera tryoni is the source of this 1651-nucleotide messenger RNA. Its product is annotated as putative metabolite transport protein HI_1104. Lineage: Eukaryota; Metazoa; Arthropoda; Insecta; Diptera; Tephritidae. Gene Ontology annotation, biological process: transmembrane transport. The transcript has 5 exons. Gene Ontology annotation, molecular function: transmembrane transporter activity. Gene Ontology annotation, cellular component: membrane. Bases 56 to 1651 code for a protein of 531 amino acids. The record is from RefSeq and is a predicted model, not a curated record.